Malus domestica (apple) is the source of this 1098-nucleotide messenger RNA. Its product is annotated as WW domain-containing protein C660.06-like. The record is from RefSeq and is a predicted model, not a curated record. NCBI's taxonomy places the organism in Eukaryota, Viridiplantae, Streptophyta, Magnoliopsida, Rosales, Rosaceae.
CCGGGGAUAGGUGGAGGUUAUCUAGAUUAUGAUCCCUAUGAGGCUUGUAUCGAAUCUAUAUCUCCAACUCGAGUUCAUGGACCUGUCAUGUGGAUUGGUCAUUUGUUUAGCUGAACUUUGAUCAAAUUGGGAAAUUACAACUGGCUCUAUAGGGGAAUUUUUAAUAUUUCAUGACCUAAUUGUAAAUUGUAAGUAGAUCAGUGAUGCAAGUUAGAAUAGUAGGUAGACAGAUUGUCUGGUUUGACUUGCAGGUUUGGUGGUAAGAGUUGUUAGAAGUGUCUGCACAUGAACUUCGUAUAUGCUUCGACUUCUACGGUAAGUAAUCUCUCAGACUGCCUGCCUGCAACUGUUCCCAUUUCCCACUUCCACGUUGAUUUUGUUUACAUACAGUCAACUGAAAACUUGUUUAGUUAGCUUUGAUAUUCUAUUCUCUAUUCGGAUCAGCUACAUCUAGGCAGUCUUACUUUUGUUGCCUCAUUGGGUGGUGGCUGCGGCUGUUAAAUUGUAAGAUAGAGGGCUAGUGAUGGAUCCUGGAGGACCUGGUGGAGGAGGACCGGGCGGUGGCGGUCCAGGAGGAGGUGGCUGGGGAGGCCCAGGCGGAGGUGGCUGGGGAGGCCCAGGCGGUGGUGGCUGGGGAGGCCCAGGCGGUGGUGGAUGGGGAGGCCCUGGGCCUGGAGGACCUGGUGGAUGGGGCAGCCCUGGAGGAUGGGGCGGCCCUGGUGGAUGGGGCGGCCAUGGACCUGGGGGACCUGGCGGAUGGGGGCCAGGGCCUGGGGGACCCGGUGGAUGGGGACCCUUGCCUGGAGGACCUGGUGGCUGGGGCUUUGGCAUGGGAGGCCCUUGGGGUCUUGGUUUCAUGGGAGGAGGACCUGGCUUUUUUGGAGGGUUUGCUGAUGGAUUAUGCAGCAUGAUAUCUUCUUGUUUGUCGUUUCGGCGAUUUUAAUACUUCUCAACUAGCAUCCCGAACUCUACUUGCGAAUGCAUAAAAAGUUAUACAUCUUCGGUUUUGGAGUUCAGAUAAAAGAGGAGUGUUAAAAUCGCUUCCCUUUAAAUAUUCGAAGGUUAUGAAUUGAAAUCUGAAGUGUUUACUUCUUGUUA